AAUUUCAUUGAUCAUUAUCUUCAUAUUCAUAAAUUUGUCAAUUUAAUACAAAUAGCGUUACAAUUAUAUGAAUCAGAUGCGUACUAAUUUCUAUUCAUCAGCUUCUCAGUUCUCAAUUUGAUAGCAAUGAGCAGUGGGCGUUGGUGGUGACAGUUUAGUUAGGUUUUCCAGUGGUCACCGGAAAGAAAGUAACACUCGUGCCCGGACGAUGAACGCCGGCGUUCAAUUCUCCUCAGCAAGAUAAAGUGAAAAGCUCAAAACCUCCGGCGUUGAAAAUCGACGCGACAAUACUAUCUCUGAGAAAUCGAAUUGAAGAUUCUGCAGAAACCUCUAAAAUUUUCAAAAAUCUGGCAAUCAAUCGAGACGACGGCACCUCCUCUGUCCAAACCAAACAGUGCUGUUUCUUGAAGGUUUUGUUCUUAGAUAUCAUAUUUCUGGCAGUGGACAUAGAGGUUGAAGCUGCUAUUGGUGACAGUUCUGCUUCUGCUGAAAGGCGGUUAGAUUCGGGUGAAGAAAGUAGAGUUCAAGAACCAGUGGUGGGAAUGGAGUUUGAGUCUGAAGAUGCUGCCAAGGAAUUUUAUGACAACUAUGCUAGGCGUGCCGGCUUUGUGAUGCGCAUUGAUCAGUGUCGGAGGUCAGAAGUUGACAAGAGGAUUCUUUCUAGGCGGCUCUCGUGUAAUAAGCAGGGUUAUUAUGUGAAAAUGAAAGACCAAUUCGGGCCAGCUAGGAAGCCAAGAACGAGCACACGAGAAGGAUGCAAGGCAAUGAUGCUGGUAAAGGUUGAUAAGUCUGGUAAAUGGGUUGUUACCAGAUUCGUGAAGGAGCAUACUCAUCCAUUGAUUGUUUCUGGUCGCCCUUCCCGGAAUGCUAUGGACCAUAAAGACCGGAGGAUACAUGAGCUGACUAUGGAGUUGAACCGUCAGGAUAGGCUCUGUGAGUUGUACAGAGACCAGCUAAACACUUUGUUGAAAUAUAUUGAGGAGCAGAUUGAGGUUGUAUCUGGAAAAGUUCAAGUAGUUGUCAGCAAUGUAAACCAAGUUGAAAAAGAAGCACGGAAGCCACCAAAUCAAUAGUCUGCAAUACACACCCGCAUUGAGUUUUACCAAGUCGUAAAACUUCUCUUUUUGGGGGUGGCUGAGACUUGAGGAGUUGGUAUAACCUCUAAUGCCCCCCUGGUGGAGAUUGCUUCUGCAUUAGGGACAAUCGUCAAGAAUUGGGAAAUAGUCUGCCAUUUUUGUUGCAUAGAUGGAGCUUGAUCAAGAGCAGGAAGAAUGAGCUCAGGAUGGAAGAAGCCAUUCUGCCUUCUGGGCGGGCUACAUUGUUAAGGCAUAAUGCUAGUCUUUAUUGCAAUCUUGGUAUGAAUAUAGAGUGGAAGGUUUCAUUAAAGUAAAUAUGGAGUAUUUCUUGUUUCUAA
This is a messenger RNA of Ipomoea nil (Japanese morning glory), 1414 nucleotides long. RefSeq names its product protein FAR1-RELATED SEQUENCE 5-like. The coding region runs from base 543 to 1073 and encodes 176 amino acids. The transcript has 4 exons. The record is from RefSeq and is a predicted model, not a curated record. NCBI's taxonomy places the organism in Eukaryota, Viridiplantae, Streptophyta, Magnoliopsida, Solanales, Convolvulaceae.